GCAUCUGGUAGUUAUGAUAAGUCUAUCCGUUUAUGGGAUGUUAAGACAGGAUAAUAAAAAGCCAAAUUAGAUGGUCAUUCUAGUUAUGUUUAUUCAGUCAAUUUUUCUCCUGAUGGUACUACAUUAACAUCUGGUAGUUAUGAUAAGUCUAUCCGUUUAUGGGAUGUUAAGACAGGAUAAUAAAUCUCAACCUCAGAUAAUCGUUAUCAAAAUAUUCUAGCUUAAUUUUAACCUUCCAUAAUUAAAAAUAAUGUUCUUUCAGAUAAUGUUAAUUCUAACAUUUCCAUUCUUCUAAUAUCACAAUAACUCAUCUUCUAAUCAUAAGGUGCUUUAAUUUUACAAGGACAAUUUCAUAAUCCAUAAGGCAUAGACUUGAGAACAUUAUUUUAAUAAAGAGGAAGCUUGAUUUUAGAAAACCUAAUUCAACAGUAAAAACAUUAAGAUUGA
Molecule: messenger RNA, 447 nt
Organism: Paramecium tetraurelia
Lineage: Eukaryota; Ciliophora; Oligohymenophorea; Peniculida; Parameciidae
Exons: 2
Molecular function (GO): protein binding
Source: RefSeq, a predicted model, not a curated record